Molecule: messenger RNA, 222 nt
Organism: Mesorhabditis belari
Lineage: Eukaryota; Metazoa; Nematoda; Chromadorea; Rhabditida; Rhabditidae
Source: the annotation of a GenBank genome assembly
AUGGAUCGAAAUCAAAUCGAGGACAAGCCGCGCCUACCCGCUAUCUUUGACGAUCUACCUCAGUACCCACCUCAGCCCAAUGAACCCCUGAUUGAGCCAGUUCCCGAGACCGUCCCCCAACUCACAGCACCCGUUUCAAACGAAGAAGAUCCGUUUUUUGAAUUGCGAAUUGUGAAAGACGGAGGUCUUCAUAGUGCAGUUGGAAAAUGUUGGAAUUGGAGA